Stereum hirsutum FP-91666 SS1 is the source of this 5128-nucleotide messenger RNA. RefSeq names its product amidase signature enzyme. The record is from RefSeq and is a predicted model, not a curated record. Lineage: Eukaryota; Fungi; Basidiomycota; Agaricomycetes; Russulales; Stereaceae. The transcript has 10 exons. The coding region runs from base 67 to 1725 and encodes 552 amino acids.
ACGACUCUAGACGUCUUCUCGUACCCUUGAGAGCUCUUAAGCCCUACUAGCCAAACGUCGCUCGUUAUGCUGUCCUACUUUUCACAUCGCAAGGCAUGCGCGUUCAAGAAGAAUGAACGGGAAACCAGGAUCAAAAUCCUGCCUUCCGAGUUUCACCAGCGCAUCACAGACCGCGACAACAGCAUCCUCAACCUCCCAGCCGCAAGCAUUAUCUCCGAUGUACAAUCAGGCGGUCUUGACCCAGAGCACGUUCUCCUCGCCUUUGGGAAGAAGGCCCUACAAGCCCACGCCGAGACAAACUGUCUAACGGAGGUCAUGAUUUCCAGGGCUCAAGUAUGGGCCAAGCAGUGUAAUCGAUCGGGUCCUCUCGCUGGAAUGCCCAUUAGUCUCAAAGACAGCGUUGGCGUGACUGGAUUCGAUGCCACUGUAGGCUAUUCCGCAUGGGCCAACAAGCCUCUAGAGAAGGAUUCGGCUUUAAUCCGACUUCUGCAUGACGCGGGUGCUGUUCCGUUUGUCAAGACGAACAUCCCUAUCACCUUGCUCGCGUUUGAAUCCAGUAACGACGUCUGGGGACGCGCCACCAAUCCUCACAACAACGAAUUUUCCCCAGGAGGCUCUACCGGCGGUGAAGCCGCUCUUCUCGCAUAUGGCGGCUCACGACUUGGUAUCGGUACAGAUGUGGCCGGCUCAGUUCGAGUCCCCGCCCACUACAGUGGCAUUUACACUAUCAAAUGUUCAGCAUACCGUUUUCCCAAGUCUGGUGGCGUGAGCGGGAUGCCUGGACAAGAGGGCAUACCCCCUGUUUAUGCGCCCAUGACCAGGACGCUGGAAGACCUGGAAACCUUCUGGAAAGCGGUCGUCUCGAUGAAGCCAUGGGAGUAUGAUCCAUCUUGUGUCCCGAUACCUUGGAGAGAUGUCGAUCUUUCGAGCAAACCGAUCAGAUGGGGUAUCAUGUUGGAGGACGGAGUCGUGCAACCCUCUCCGGCUUGCUCGCGCGCGCUGCAACAAGUCAUGACGGCGUUAGUCACUGGAGGUCAUGACGUAGUCACUGUUCAACCACCUAGCCCCUCCGAAGCUCUCAAAAUCGGCUCUUCGCUGAUGACAAAUGCCUGUAUAAGUGCAUGCAACCCAAUCCGCUGGUCCGAAUCGAAUGACCCCGGUGUCAGCCGUUUCAUGGGCCCUCUCCGUCUCCCCCGUCUCUUCAACAUGUUGCACUCCUGGUUCUACCGCUACAUCCUGCGCGAUCCUCUCUACGCGGACCUCAUCGCAGGAUGGCACACCACAUCUGGCCAGGAAUUCUAUGCCCUUUGCGCGCAGAGGGAGAAGUACAAGAUCCGGUGGCAUGACUGGUGGAAAGAACAGGAGCUGGACUUCCUACUGACGGUCCCGAAUGGGAUGCCGGCGAUGAAACAUGGAGGAGGCAAGUUGGGAUGGAAGGCGUGCGGAUACACCUUUUUGUUCAAUGUGCUCGAUUAUUCUGCUGGCGUUUUACCUAUCACGCAUGUCGACAGGACUUUGGACGCGCUCACGAAACCUGUCAAAGCGCGUAACACGAUCGAGAAGGACGCGUAUGCGGGCUACGAUGCUGAUCAGAUGCAUGGGCUUCCUGUGGGUGUGCAGGUGGUAGGGAGACGCCUUGAAGAGGAAAAGGUAUUGGAGGGCAUGAAGAUCAUUGAGGCUUUGUUGAGGAAGGAGGGCAACGCUUACACUCUACUGGAGAAGUGAGCUUCUUCCUGAGAUGAGAACUUCUGUGAUAUAUUGAAGCAGCACAUGUAAGAAUAUAUAAUGCGGGAUGAUAGGACGGGGAUAUAUGUCGCUCGGGUUGUACGGAGUAUGGAUAUUUGCAGUGUGCGUGUGAUUUAACUAGAAUGUACAAUGAGGGUACGAGCCUAGUUCGUUCGUGCUGGUGGGGUAUGGUAGAGCAAUUAUAGGCCACAAAGCCCGGUCAACGAGAACGAGAAGAAGAAUUUGGGACGAUGAUGCGAAAGCAGAGAUUGAAGAGCUAAGUGUAGCCGAAAAGUCAGAAUAAGCUUGAUGAGGGUAAUAACAUGAAGUAUAAACAGUUGAACAAAACGAAGGAGGUCAACACGCAUAACCCAGAUUCCGAAAAGGAGAAAUUGAUGUCCAUGCAGAGAUUGCCGUGAAAGAGGAUUACUAUCGCCGUGAAUAUGCUUGUUUGAUGGUCACGUAGCCGUUCUCUGCUAUCAUACAUGCCAUACACUGACUCUACCACCACUACCGAGGGCCGAUACUACGAAUAGAACUCGACGAAACAAGUUCAUUCGGACUGCCCAAGGCAAUACCCUUCGCACUACCACUUGCACUAGAGAUCGGUGUGUUACCUGUAGAGCCUACGGGCAGGAUACGGACACCGCUCGUCGCGAGCCCUACUCGUUCGGCCAGGCCCACGGUGGGCCCGGUGUCUGAUGGUGCAACGGAGAUGGGAGGCAGGGGAAGACUACGCGGUGGGCGCGAUGCGGUCGUAGAUGAAGGGGAAUGACUGUAACUGCUCGGUGCAUAGCGAGUGGGGUGUCUCAGAGCGGAGGUUUGAAGGCUAGCCAAGGGUGGCAAUGACGGAGGGGCUACUUGACCCAUGCUCUUCAACGAAGGCACUGCAGGAGACGACGUAGAGCUGUGCAGCAGCGUAGAUUUCGGAGCAACGGGUGACCGUUGUGUGGAGGUGCUCUGGGAUCUGCCGCGAGACUUGAUUUUGAGGGGUAGUGGCGGUGGCGGGGGCACGAUGAGAGUUGGACCCAGUCUGCGCAAUUCGUGUGGUUGCAAUGGUGGAGGUGGGGGGAUCCAAGCCGUGGAUUUCGACAUAUGAUGCGAAGAGGCCUUGGCACCGGGUGCAACAGUCUGGGGUAGAGGUGGGAGCUUCGGCGCAGAGCUAGACGAGAAGCCCGACGAGGACGACCACCCUGUUGGCAGAGGAGGUUGCGGUAUGUUCAGCGUGAGUGCAGAAGAAGGAUGCUGAUGAGAUGCCGUCCGUGCGGGUGAUUUCGACCGUGAAGCCUUCGCGGCAAAGGGCACGUUGGGGAGCUGCAUAUCGACGGACGACAGUGAGGUUUUGGACAAAGACGCGGGUAGCGACGAUAAUGGAGGUAUGACUGGCGGGAUCUUCGCUCCAUAGGGCGACGAAUUGUCCACUGUUUUGGACCUGCUACGAUGUUUGAUCCCUCCUUGGGACGCUGAAGACGUCGCACGUGCUCUACCACCUUUCGACUUCGUCGAUCCAGCUGUUGUAGGAGGCAUAGGUGGUACAACAGCCGACUCUUUCUCUUUGCUUGUCUCCGAUGCUGCGACGGAGGAAAGCGAUUGCGCUCUUUUACGCUGUUGGUGUUGCUUCAUGAGUGCGGCAGUCGGAGGAAUGAUAGUCAAACUAGGUUUUGCCACCCGUGCCUUCUUCGCCUGUUCCGUCUCUGAAGACGUCGACGUAGUUGAGGUGGCACGUAAGCGCAUUGCAUUAGCACCGGUCAGCUGCGAGGGUACUGCGGCAUUCGAUGAAGCGGAGGUCUUUGCCGACUUUUCUGAAGGUGCCGCGAGAGACGCCGCGUCGCUCGUGGUUCGACUGCGAGGUGGUAUGCUGAGCUUCGCCGGAACCUGAGGAGACGUAGAAGUUGAGAGGGCUGAAGUAGCUGAAGACCAGUAGACAGAAGAUGCCCUGGAAUCAGGAGUAGUGCCGACACUGGUGGUAGAUGGUCGACGACCAUCGACGAUAGCACCAGCGCUCGACGCCGUUACCAAACUGGCCGCAGAAGGUCGACGGCCAUGAGUUGCACCAGUGCUCGAAGGUGGGCAUGAUGAACUUGUGCUGACUGGCGUCUGAGGAGCAGACCGGUCCCGAUCACGGUCACGGUCGGAGUGGCCAAUCACAAGUGGCUCUCCAAAGGAGUCUAUCACGUUGCGAGAGGCCCAUGGGGGCAGAGCAGUAUCCUCCUUCCUUGCCCAGUCGACAGGGCGUUGAUAUCGAGACAGACGACCGAGAGCUUUGAUGCUUUCCUUCAUCGGAUUUGGGGAUUCUAUUGUCGGUAGUGUGGGUGUUGGAGGGAAUAUGAGUACGUCGUCUUGAGAGGCCGGAGAAUCCGAGUUGCUCAGCGCAGGCGAAGAAAGCGUGGUAGUCAAUCGCUCCCUUGAUCUCGACGGGUUGGGAUGGGUAAGGUCUAUCACAUCGGAGGAAGGUGGUCGUGGAGGGAUGGCAUGUAUUGAUGGGCCUCGUCGAGAGUACUUCUCAAAAGUCGUGAUAGGUGUCGAGUUCUGCCGCCGAGGCGUUAUUCUGGAGAACAAGGGAGAACCGCUCUUGCCGAAGGGAUUUCGAAAGAUCUUUCGACCUUUGGACUGCUCCGCCGUCGAGGGAUCGUUCGGAUCCGAAGGUGUGAUAUAGACGCGGUCAGGAAAAGAUGAGACAGACAGCGCCAUCACGUCAAUUAUACAGGCAGUGAUCGUCAAUUGAAAUGAAUGUGAAGGCCUGGCUUGGCCGUGACGGGUGAAGGCUGGUGAAAGACCAGUGAAUAUGAAUAUGUGCUAAACUCAAGCGCGAAACUCUCCAGGACCUGACUCUGGCUCAACGAAGGAUGACUGCGAGGAGUCUGAACGUGGUUGUCGCCUUCAGUUCGAAAGGUGAUGACCGGCACCAGUGGUUAUCAUUCACAAGGUCUGGAGACGCUUAUAUAGAUGGAUGAAGUGGUCGAAAGCGCUCCUCCGGUGAAGUGUCUCAAUGGUUUAUGGACGAGGUCGUACAGCCUGAGACAUGGAUUCGUUGUCAACCGGACUACCCGUUAUCAAGCGCCUCAGACAAUGUGAAAGACUGGCUUUAUCGGAAUGUUUGUUUCCCCUCCACCAGAUGGGAUGAUCGCAGGCCUUGAAGAGAGAUGAAGCGACGCCCGCGCCGACGACCGUUGAGUGGGAAGGAAAGAAAACGGACGAUCACGAGAACGCGUUCGUCGCGACUGUUCGCCCUGAAACCAACAAGCUGUAGUAAUUGGGUGCCUGAUGGAUUGAUGCCACAAUAGCAGCUUGAGGGAAGAGACUGUGAAGUCCUUAACGAACAGGGCGAUUCAGAUGAAGGCUGGAUGUGAUGCUGGCAAACAAAAGAGAGACGAGUCUUCUUUGACGGGUACCAUCUCUCCUC